AAAUCAAAUGUCACUGAUGGAAUGAAGCAAAUUGUUUAUUCCCAUUCCCAUGUGGUGUUGAAAAAUGGACGCGCAUAUGAUUUUCUGAAAUAUAGAAAAUGUUUUCAAUUAUAUAUCGCUUGCGUUGAGUGUUAAAAAAUUGGCGAAAUUGUGAAAACGUGUUGUGUGAAAAUGACAAAUAUGCCUCCUUAUCUCUCGAUAAAUGAUGAGGAGAAUAACAGUUGUGAUCCUGACAGUGAUUCUUCGGAUUUUGAAGAUGAUUUGCCUUUAAGUUUCAAUAAACCGAGACAUCUAGAGCCUAUAAAGGGUGCAGAGAAAGAAGAACAUUCGUGGAGAGUGAAAGAAAAGUACAAGACACACUGUGUUGCACUGGUUCUGUGCCUGAAUGUGGGUGUUGAUCCUCCAGAUGUAGUCAAGACACAGCCUUGUGCCAGACUGGAGUGUUGGAUUGAUCCGAACUCUCUAUCUCCGACUAAGGCUCUGGAGAGUAUUGGACAUGCCCUGCAGUCUCAGUAUGAACGCUGGCAGCCACGGGCGCGCUACAAACAAUCACUGGAUCCUACUAGCGAUGAGAUAAAGAAGCUGUGUUGUUCGCUGCGCCGCAAUGCCAAAGAGGAGCGAGUGCUGUUCCAUUAUAAUGGGCACGGGGUGCCGCGGCCCACCGCCCAGGGGGAGAUAUGGGUCUUCAACAGGGCCUACACCCAGUACAUCCCGCUAUCGAUGUAUGACCUUCAGACCUGGAUGGGCGCCCCCUCACUGUACGUGUACGACUGCUCGAACGCUGGCGUCAUCGUGGAGAACUUCAAGCAGUUCGCUGAACAACAUGAAAGAGAUUAUGAGAUGCAGGCCGGUUCCAAGCCAGACUCGGUCCCUCCGGUGUCGUACAAGAACUGUAUCCAGCUGGGCGCCUGUGCCGCUGGCCAGUCCCUGCCGAUGUCUCCGGAGCUGCCGGCCGACCUGUUCACGGCCUGCCUCACCACGCCCGUCAAGAUGGCCAUCAAGUGGUUCGUGCUGAGGACCCGCCUGAGGGUCGCCCGCGCGGACCUCGUAGACCUCAUCGACAAGAUCCCCGGCCAGGUGACGGAUCGCCGAACCAUGCUGGGUGAACUCAACUGGAUCUUCACGGCCAUCACGGACACCAUCGCCUGGAGCUCGCUGCCGCCCGACCUGUUCCAGCAGCUGUUCCGAGCCGACCUCCUCACCGCCAGUCUGUGUAGGAACUUCCUGCUGGCGGAUAGGAUCAUGAGGUCAUACAACUGCACCCCUGUGUCAUCUCCCGCGCUGCCCUCUCUCGCUCGUCAUCCUCUGUGGGCGGCCUGGGAGCACACUCUAGACCUGGCGCUGGCCCAGCUGCCAGCGCUACUGGAGCCCUCGGCGGCUGGAUACAGACACUCGCCCUUCUUCAGGGACCAACUCACCGCCUUCCAGCUAUGGCUAGAUCUAGGCAACUGGUCGGUGAGUCGGCCGCCGCCCGACCAGCUGCCGAUGGUGCUGCAGGUGUUGUUGAGCACGUUGCACCGCGUGCGCGCUCUCCACACUCUGUGCCGCUUCCUGGCCCUGGGCGCGUGGGCGGUGCGCGCGGUGCUGGCCGUGGGCAUCUUCCCCUACAUGCUGAAGCUGCUGCAGGCGUCCGCCCCCGACCUGCGCGCCUCCAUGGUCUACAUCUGGGCGAAGAUCGUCGCCGUCGAUCCCAGCUGCCAGGUAGAUUUGGUGAACGCCAAGGGUCACAAGUACUUCCUGUCCAUCCUGCAGGAUCCGACUGUCGAUACGGAACACCGGACCCUGGCCGCGUUCGUCCUGGCCGGCAUAGUGGACAACUACCCGGCGGGACAGGAGGCCGCGCUGCAGGGUUCCAUGAUCUCGGCGUGUCUGGAGCAGCUGGGUGACUGCGAGGGAGCGGGCUCGCCUCUCCUCCAGCAGUGGGCCUGCAUCGGCCUGGGUCGUCUGUGGUCCGGCUGGGAGGCGGCGCGUUGGGCCGGCGUCAGGGAUCUAGCGCACGAGAAGCUCGCAGCCCUCCUGCCGCACCCUGCGCCCGAGGUGCGCGCCGCCUGCGCCUUCGCCCUCGCCGCUUUCGUGGCCGCCGGCGCCGCCGCCCCCGCCCGCACCGACCACGCGAACGCCCUCGACCAGCAGGUGGCCGUGCUGCUGGCGGCUCGGCUCCAGCGGGACGCCUCGCCUCUAGUGCGGGCCGAGAUACUGGCAGCGCUUCAGUGGAUGGUGCUGAUAUUCGAGCAACACUUCAUCGCCGUCUACAUCCAGGAGCGGGUGAGGAGGAGCGACGGCGGCGGAAGAUCGGGACGGGGUCGCGUGGACCCGGGGUUGGACGCCCUGGACCCUCGCUCGCCGCACGCCGCCAUACAGCGGGUCGCACUACCGGCCAUCGGUUUCGGGUCGGUGUACAUGAAGGUGUGGAGCACGCUGUGCGCCAUGUCCCGCGAGCCGCACCCGCAGCUGGCGCAGAUGGCCUCCGACAUCAUCUCGUACGUGUCCAGUCAGGUGGACAGCGUGGCCCGCGAGCCCGAGCGCCCCGCCGGCGGCUCCAGCUCGCUGCCACCCUCGCCCAACACCAGGCCUACGCUGCCUCACCUCGGUCACCGCCGCGGCAAGUCGGGUCUUCCGCAUACAAUAUCCGAGGACUCGGUCGCCCACCGGGACCGCGAACGUGACUCCACAUCAUCUAAUUCUAGUCAAUCAAAAAAGGUGAUAGUCAGCACGCAGUUCGUCGAGUGGGCGACGACACAGUUCUCCCGGGGCGAGGCGGCCGGGGCGGAAGGAGCCUUCGGCAGUGCGGCCGAGUGGGCGGGGGAGGCCGGGGACGAAACCGCCGACUGCGAGAGUCGAGCGCAUCACGAGAGAGUGUGGAGGCGGGCCAGGAACAGGAGCAUACGGCGCGAGGCGAGGAGGCUGCGAGAGGCGCGCGGCCCGCGGCUAGAGACGCAAGCCUUCCACUCUCGCUGUCCGCUGCCGCCCGCCGUCGUGCUGUUCCACCCCUACGAGCAGCACGCCGCUAUCGCUUCCAAGGACAACUUCGGAAUAUGGGACUGGGGCACAGCCGCAAAACUGUGUGUGGGAGCGUGGCGGCGCGCGUGGGGACGCAUCACGGCCCUGGCGUACAUCAACGCGCACCAUCGAGCACUGCUGGCCGUCGCGUCGCACCAAGGACACCUCGCCAUAUACAGGCCGUCCGGCAGCAGCAUGGAGCCCGCCCUGGUGUCGGCGUGGCGCGCGCUCGACGUGCGACCGUCCGCCGACUACCGCCCGCCUCCCGCUCAGCCGCUCUACAGUCUGGCGCAGCUGGUGUCGGAGCAGUUCGCGCCCGCUGACGACGGACGACGGGCGAGGGCGGAACACAACCUGUCGGGCGGGUCUCUGGGCGGCGAGUACAGCGCGCCCCCGGCCGGCACGCUGCUGCGGUGGAGCGCGCGGAACAGGUCGCUGGCGCUGGCUGGACAGGCCGCCACCGUCAGGCUCUGGGACGCACACGCCGAGAUGCUGCACGCCGACAUACCCACAGAGAGCGAGGCGGCAGCGACCAGUCUGUGGCGCGGCGGGCGGGCGGCGCGCGUCGUGUGCGGCUUCGGCGACGGCUCGGUGAGGGCGUGGGACGAGCGCAGCCCGCGGCCGCUGUACUCCCUGCACGCCCACGGCGCGGCCGUGCUGUGCGCCGCGCCCCGGGACGACCUGCAUGCGCUCAUCACCGGCGCCGCGGACGGGGACGUGCGCCUCUACGACACCCGCAAGCUGAGCGACGCCGACUGCCUGCGAGCUCCCGGGCCGCUGGCGGCGCUGGACGUGCACCCGCGGGCUAACGUCAUGGCCUGCGGGUCGGUGAACCAGUGCAUCAGUCUGUACGACCUGAAGGGUUCGCCGCUCAACACCAUCAAGUUCCACGAGGGGUUCAUGGGGGCGCGCAUCGGCCCGGUGUCCUGCCUCGCCUUCCACCCGCUCAGGUGUGCGAUGGGCGUGGGGUCGAAGGACUCGACGGUGUCGGUGUACGUGUCGGAGGCGCGCCGGUGACCCUCGCUGUACGGCCUCGCGCUGCCGCUGCCCUUCAGCCAGUGACCUCGGGCGGCGGGGCUCGGGCGAUGCAGCGCGACUCUCCCCAAGGAACGGGUGCAGGGACACGACAACCACAUGGUCAAAUAUUCGACGUGUCCGCAGUCUCGCUCGGUCUCUCGAUGAUAGUUUGUCGUCUCGGACACUUCACGUUUUCCUUGCUCCAGCCUCCAGGUUCCAGCUCGUUCCGUCUCUCCCGCGUCAUCGUUUCCUCUGGGUCGUAUCUUCGCUGCCCACCGACGUAGUGCCAUAUUCAGUAUGAACAAAGUUCAAAUCGCGGUUUCCUGUACAUUUUCCGCUUCCAAGCGUACUCCGUGUCCAGAGCGGUCCCAGGUCGCUGAUCGACUGGGAUGUUUCGUUUUUUAUCUUCGUUGUGUCACUUCCGGUGAGUCGUGUCUGUGUAGGCCGCUGUAUGCCAGUCCUCUGUAUCCCGCUGUAUGUAACCCGGUCUUCUUGUAAAUAUCUUCAUAGAGUGAGACUGCCCCCGGCCGCUGAACGUGCGUCUACCCGGAUCGUUCGAGCUUAGGCCUGAGCCGAGCGGCGUCGCCUGACGGCCGUCGGUUCCGUAGUGUAUAUUAUUUAAUCGUCGUAAGCUGUACUUAGCUAAAUAUUUAUCUUUAUAUGUAGCACGUAACAUGGACGAAGUGUUCAAGAGGUGCUAGCUGAAGGUGUAUCGACCAUACUCCGUAGACUGAUCUCCGACAGCCGAGCGUGUUGUCCGAGACAGUGUAGGCAGUAGCCAGUAGGUAGGGCUCCUCUCGUUGUAAGUGUUGAUCGCUCGUCAGCGAGUCCUCGUUAUGUUUUACAGCGUUAUAGGUUCGUCAUUAGUGAUCGGAAAGUUCCUACCAGUCAAUAGUUACUAGAUGCCAUUUUUUAUUUAAGUUCUGAACCGCCGCCGGCUGAAUGUUUCGUUCUCUUACAAUUACGUUUGGCUGUUUGGGGUUUCUUAGCUUGAGCGAUGACAGACGGAACUCUGUGAAUUAAUAUACAUAUAGCUUUAGGGUGAACGAUAUUAAGCAUGUAAUGAUUAACUUUCAGUGUAAACAUUAUGUAAGGAUCAAAGUAAGAAUUUUAAAAUCGGCGAAAUCUUUGUAAGCGCAUCACAAGCAAGAGAUUUUCGAUUCCCGAACAAAUAUUGUGAUCCAUUGGAUAGUGAAUAGACUUGCAUCGGGUCUAUGAAUUCGUUUAUAUUAUUGCUUUUACAUAAUCUGUAAUUGAAUUGUACAUUUUACAUAAUAAUAUUGUUGUUGUUAAAAAUAAAACGAGCUACAUGA
Messenger RNA from Danaus plexippus (monarch butterfly), 5330 nucleotides. RefSeq names its product regulatory-associated protein of mTOR (gene raptor). Gene Ontology annotation, cellular component: TORC1 complex; cytoplasm. The coding region runs from base 172 to 4017 and encodes 1281 amino acids. The record is from RefSeq and is a predicted model, not a curated record. NCBI's taxonomy places the organism in Eukaryota, Metazoa, Arthropoda, Insecta, Lepidoptera, Nymphalidae. Gene Ontology annotation, biological process: positive regulation of cell growth; cellular response to starvation; cellular response to amino acid stimulus. Gene Ontology annotation, molecular function: protein-macromolecule adaptor activity; protein binding. The transcript has 24 exons.